AUGGCCUAUCGUGAUGGGUACUAUACAGAUGACAAAAAAGAAGGUGGCGGUGGUAGUGAUGAUGAGGAUGGUGUAGAGGUUGAUGAAGAAAAGAUCGAAUCCAUUAGAACUUGGCCAACUCCUAAAAAUGCAACCGAUGUGAGGAGUUUACAUGGAUUGGCAAGUUUCUAUAGAUUAUUUGUGAAGGGGUUUAGUACUAUUGCCUCUUCCUUGAUCGAAUUGAUAAAAAAGAAUGUUCCUUUUGUUUGGGGAGAUGAGCAAGAGAAGACAUUUCAAGAGUUGAAGUCUAUGUCGAGUUCAUCACCAUUGUUGCGAUUGCCCAAUUUUGAGAAGACCUUUGAAGUUGAUUGUGAUGCUUCGGGGUUGGUAUAG
Messenger RNA from Lycium ferocissimum, 372 nucleotides. RefSeq lists its product as uncharacterized. The coding region runs from base 1 to 372 and encodes 123 amino acids. The transcript has 2 exons. Lineage: Eukaryota; Viridiplantae; Streptophyta; Magnoliopsida; Solanales; Solanaceae. The record is from RefSeq and is a predicted model, not a curated record.